Molecule: messenger RNA, 2448 nt
Organism: Williopsis jadinii
Lineage: Eukaryota; Fungi; Ascomycota; Saccharomycetes; Phaffomycetales; Wickerhamomycetaceae
Gene: DBP7
Product: putative ATP-dependent RNA helicase
Exons: 1
Coding region: 41-2143 (700 amino acids)
Biological process (GO): ribosome biogenesis
Cellular component (GO): nucleus
Molecular function (GO): ATP binding; RNA helicase activity; nucleic acid binding
Source: RefSeq, a predicted model, not a curated record
GAAGGAAGGAAGCAGGAAAGAAGAGUGGCCAGUGUUUGUAAUGGACGAGGACUUGUUUUUGAACAUCAGCACGGAGAGUGCUCCAGUGACGAAGAGUGUGUCUGCGAAGGUGGUUGGUGGGAAAUGGAGAGACCGUCGUAAGGCCCAGCUCCAGGCGAAGGGGAUUAAGAAGGUUCCGAAGAGCUCCGCUACUGGAGUGAACUCCACGCCAGUAGAGAAGGACAGACCACAACAGCAGGCACAGAGGAAGAGACCUGCCACCUCACAGGAGGACGCUCAGAGGGGCCCCUCUAAGCAGGCCAGGUUCGUGGAAGGGAAGGGCUCCGCAGGGAAGAACAACACGUAUGUCUCGUCAUUGUUCACAUCGAAGCCUGACAUGGAGCAAAGAGAGUAUGACCAGGAAUUGGCGUCGCUUGAUGCUUCGAAUGCUCCGCUGAAGGACUCGACCACGUUUGAAGGACUUGGACUGAACGAGAACUUGACCAGACAGCUGACAGAGCACAUGAACGUUCAAAUCCCUACAAAGAUCCAGAGAUCUGUUCUGCCGAGACUGCUGGAGAGGGAAAGAGACCUAUUCGUCCAGGCUCAGACGGGUUCUGGUAAGACAUUGUCGUUUGUAUUGCCGAUUUUCCAAAGGCUCAUGGAUGUCCAGGAUUUGAACCGUACAAGUGGGAUAUUUGCGCUGAUCCUGGCACCAACCAGGGAGUUGGCAACGCAGAUCUAUGGGGUCAUCGAGACGUUGUCACACUGUUGCCAUAGAAUAGUCCCAGGCAUUGUCAUUGGUGGUGAAAAGAAGAAGUCGGAGAAGGCCAGAUUGAGAAAGGGAGUCAAUAUCCUAGUUGCCACGCCGGGGAGACUAGCAGACCACAUUGAGAAUACAGAGAGACUCGAUCUUUCCAACAUCAGAUGGAUUGUGAUGGAUGAAGGUGAUAAACUGAUGGAGCUGGGGUUCGAGGAAACCAUCACGAAGAUCCUGAAUGACAUUACAAAGACAUCACGCAUUGGUGCAACGCUGAAGAUGUACCCUAGCUUACCACAUAAGCGUUGUAAUGUGCUAUGUUCUGCGACGAUCAAACAGAACGUCAAGAAGCUGGGAGAGAUCUCUCUUAAAGACGCAGAGAUGGUGAGUCCAAACUCAGUCCCAGACGUUGAAGACGUUGAAAUAAUGGAGAAUAUCGCAGCACCAGACCAGCUAUUACAGCAAGUGUGUGUUGUUCCACCAAAGCUGAGGCUUGUGGCAAUGGCAUCUGUUCUGAAAUCAAUCACCACUCAGGAAGGAGGAUCACGUACGAUGAUAUUCUUGUCAUGCUCUGACUCUGUGGAUUUCCAUUUCUCAGUAUUUGCCAAAGGUGGUAAGAAAUGGAGCAUCAAGCGAGUGUCUAACGACAAUGACGACGAUGACGAUGAUACAUCUUCCACUGUGAUGACGUCUCCUCUAUUAUCAGAGAACACCGUGGUAUUCAAGCUUCAUGGCUCUUUAUCCCAGCAAUUGCGUACAUCAACGUUAUCGGCGUUCUCCAAAGCCCCAGAGGAUAAGCAUAUCGUCAUGUUCUGUACUGAUGUUGCAUCUAGAGGCUUGGAUCUUCCAUACAUAUCCACUGUUAUCGAAUAUGACCCACCAUUUGCUACUGAAGAUCAUUUGCACAGAAUUGGUCGUACUGCAAGAGCUGGUAAGUCGGGUCGCUCUGUACUGUUCCUCUUACCCUCAGAGGAGAAGUACAUGGAGAAGAUCCAACAUUAUCACCCACACGGUGUUCAGUACAAGUCGUACGAAGACUUGCUGAAAACAGGCUUUGGUGAUAAAUGGGACAUGGACGCAACAACAUGGCACUUGAACGUUGAAAGAUGGCUCCUAGAAGACCAAACUGCCCACGACAAGGCUGCUAGAGCAUUCACCAGCCAUAUUCGUGCGUAUGCCACACAUUUAUCAGCAGAAAGGGACGUCUUCAACGUCAAGACUCUACAUUUGGGCCAUUUGGCAAAGAGAUUUGGCUUGAGAGAGACACCAAAGAACCUUGGUGGAAGCUCCAAUUCAGGCCAUGGAGGACAACACAAGAAGAAGAAGGAGAACGGGAAGGAGAAGAUGCUACGUCUAGCCAAGAUGGCUGCAAAGUCACAGGUGUCCGAGUUUAACUUCAUGUAAUCUUUGCUAUGAAUGGCACCAGUAAGAUCAUGUAAUUAGCUGUAGAUAUCCUUGUUGUAUGAGUCUCUCGACGUCGGCUUUCCUCACAAAGAACUGCGAGUCUUUGGUGAGGUUGAAUACGCCAUACUCUGUUUGGAUCUCACCGGCAUCUUUCAGCACUCUAACGUCGAUGAAGACAUCGGUUGGGGGCUCUAGAGAGCCCGUGAGAUCCACAUCUGGGAACUCGCUUUUGUAGUCAAUGAGCACUUCGCUGUAGCUCUUGAAGUAUUCCAGUUCAUGGUGAUUCCCAACCUCCAGUUCCUUGU